Messenger RNA from Bombyx mandarina (wild silkworm), 1834 nucleotides. It is a transcript of the gene dy, whose product is annotated as transmembrane protein dusky. NCBI's taxonomy places the organism in Eukaryota, Metazoa, Arthropoda, Insecta, Lepidoptera, Bombycidae. The record is from RefSeq and is a predicted model, not a curated record.
AUGUAUGAUAAAUGUCAAAGCGGAACUCUCAGUGACCAGCCAUCCAAUGAGAAUAACAAUGCAGGCGGCAAGGGCUCUGACUCCAUCAAUGCUGUAGAACCUUCAUCCGAUCAACUAGCAAUGGAGUCUGCUGAACGAGAUGCCCCAAGUCACGCAUACAAUGGACCUCCUCCUCCUGUACCACCUCCGCAUAACAGACGACAGAACCCCCCACAUCACCAGGCGCAUCAUCCCUUGAGCAUGCCUCGAAUCCCAAACCAUCACCCGAUGCACACAAAGCAGUAUGCUCUUGGACCACCGGUUAACCACCACAAAAAUGAACUAGGAGCCGGCUUCCGCGGACCACCACCCCCACCUGCGCCGCCAGCAGACGCACAAACAUCAGCCAGCGAGAAAGUCUUCAGUGGCGCUGGCGAUGUCUGGCCAGCACCAGCCCCAGAUAUGCCGAAAAUCGUGUCUUUAGAUGUCAAAUGUGAAAAGAACGCCAUGAGAGUAUUCCUUAGCUUCGAUAAGCCAUUCUUUGGCAUCGUCUUCUCAAAGGGACAUUACUCGAAUCACCAAUGUGUACACUUGCCACCGAAUCUAGGAAGAAACCAAGCAUCUUUUGAAAUUGGGGCACAUGCUUGUGGAACUGCGGGUAGUGGUGACCCCAGAUACCACGGAGAUGUCGCAGCAGCCGGCACGUAUUUCGAAAACGUUAUCGUAAUACAAUAUGAUCCUCAAGUACAAGAAGUAUGGGAUCAAGCCCGUAAAUUGCGUUGCACAUGGCACGACCAAUACGAGAAAGCGGUUACCUUCAGACCAUUCCCUGUUGAUAUGCUAGACGUGGUCAGAGCAGACUUCGCUGGUGAUAAUGUCGGAUGCUGGAUGCAAAUUCAAGUUGGAAAGGGACCCUGGGCCUCGGAAGUUUCUGGACUCGUGAAAAUUGGACAAACCAUGACUAUGGUACUUGCUAUCAAAGAUGAUGAUGCGAAAUUCGAUAUGCUCGUUCGAGAUUGUGUAGCGCACGAUGGUCAACGCGCCCCUAUACAGUUAGUCGAUAGGCGAGGCUGUGUGACACGACCGAAAUUAAUGUCCAGGUUUACGAAGAUCAAGAACUUUGGUGCUAGUGCCAGCGUGCUCUCUUACGCUCACUUCCAAGCAUUCAAAUUCCCGGAUUCCAUGGAAGUUCACUUCCAAUGUACCAUCCAGAUUUGCAGAUACCGAUGCCCGGAUCAAUGCUCCGAUGGAGGGCCGAACGUUAUAGCUCCUCACGCGGAAUAUGGGCCACCUCAAAUUGACUCGUAUCCUGUUGGAGCUGAAAUCAGGAGAGACGAGAGAAGAGUCAGGAGACAAAGGCGGGCCACGUCUCCCGAAAAAGAAGUGGGAGUUAACAGAGUUAUUCGCGUCGUUUCGGCUGGCGACCUCAAUUUGGAUGCAUCUGAAGUCAGCUCCGCACCGAAGGUAGUGCCUUCUCCUGGUCUCGUGUGUAUGACCACUCCGGGAUUCGCGGCAACUUUAGGAGCCCUUCUCGUUACGUUAGUCUGUUCGUGUGCCGUAUCAGCAGUUCUAUUCCUGAAGCUGAGGCCUAUAACUAAGCUGAAGAAGAAGACGAUUGCCGUGACGACGAUAGCCAGGCCUCACCCACCGACCGCUCACGUCAUAUCAAAGAGUCGCUUCUACUCGUAACAAAAACGUUAGCAUGUGCUAAACUUGUAAAUAUUAGUGUGAUGAGACUGACUGAUGUAUGUAGGUCAUGCCAAUUUUAUUUAUGUGCGUGAAUGUUUGUGCGCUCAAAUUUCGUUUAAAAAUUAUGUUUAAAGGCGUCGCGAUUAAUAUUGUUAUUUUUAUUUAU